Molecule: messenger RNA, 1155 nt
Organism: Podospora pseudopauciseta
Lineage: Eukaryota; Fungi; Ascomycota; Sordariomycetes; Sordariales; Podosporaceae
Exons: 2
Coding region: 1-1155 (384 amino acids)
Source: RefSeq, a predicted model, not a curated record
AUGCCGCAGCUGAAGGAUAAUCAUGAGGUAAUCGUCGUGUCUACCAGCUUCUUCUCGCCUCCAUCGAGAAGCAAUCCUAUAAUCUAUAUGAGGCGUCCUAUCCUUCUCCUCUCAAUUCUCAUCGCAUUUUUCGCAAUCAUCCUCACAUACUACAAGCCUGACAUUCUUCAGAUCUUGACCACAUACACAGGCACCACCAUCCUCACCCUAACAACCCACCUCACAAGCCUAACCACCAACCCCAACAUCACCACCCCAUCACACAUGAACACCGCCAAAACAACCAUGUCUCGCACCCUCCACCACGCCAAAAUCACCCCCCAUCUCUCCUCCACCCGCGGCCACUCGGACCACGGCUGGCUAAACACCUACCACUCCUUCUCCUUUGCAAACUGGUACCACCCCUCCUACACCAGCUUCGGCUCCCUCCGCGUCCUCAACGAAGACCGCGUAAAGCCCCAAUCCGGCUUCCCAACCCACCCCCACCGCGACUUUGAAAUCUUCUCCUACAUCCUCUCCGGCGAGCUCACCCACCGCGACUCCAUGCUCACCAAAGGCGCCGAGGGUGACAAUGUCUCCCCCGAUCAGUUCUACCGCAUGAAGCGCGGUGACAUCCAGUUCACCACCGGCGGAACGGGGAUCGCUCACUCAGAGUUCAACGAGCACAGGAGGGAUACUGUCCACUUCUUGCAGAUUUGGGCUUUGCCUUGGAAGAGAGGGCUGAAGCCGAGGUAUCAUACCAGGCGUUUUAGUGAGGAGGAUAAGAGGAAAGGGUUUGUGACGAUUUUAAGUCCGCUGAAGGGGGGUGUGGACGCUACUGCUGAGCAAGAGGCCAAGGCGGAGGCGGUGGUCGAAGGGACAAUUCCUAUUCAUGCUGACUUCUUGAUGGGGGCGGGGAUUAUCACUGGUGGUGACAAGUUUGAAUGGAUUGUGGGAGGAAGAGGGAAUGUGACGGAGCAGAACAAGAGGAAGGUGUUUGUUCACUUGCCCAUGACCAAGGGAGGGAAGGCGAGUAUCAGGUUGGAUGGGAGAGACGAUGCUGUAUUGAAGGAGGGAGAUGGAGCGUUCAUCGAAGGAGUGAACAAGGGAGAUAAGCUCUGGGUGGAAAGUGUUGGCGAAGUCGAGGCUGAGAUUGUGGUUUUGGAUACCGCGUAG